Messenger RNA from Lethenteron reissneri (Far Eastern brook lamprey), 3795 nucleotides. RefSeq names its product sodium/glucose cotransporter 1-like. Gene Ontology annotation, molecular function: D-glucose:sodium symporter activity. Gene Ontology annotation, biological process: sodium ion transport; transmembrane transport. Gene Ontology annotation, cellular component: plasma membrane. The record is from RefSeq and is a predicted model, not a curated record. NCBI's taxonomy places the organism in Eukaryota, Metazoa, Chordata, Hyperoartia, Petromyzontiformes, Petromyzontidae.
CACCACAAUGCAUUCUCCAUUCACUUUCUUCCAAGCACCCCCGCACCUGAAUCGGGAACGAUUUUCGUCUUGAACGUGUGGCGUCGUCGUGAAAUCCGUACGCGUGCCACCAUGGAAUCGACCACGACCACGCUCACGGGGAUGCCGACGACCCCUCCGUUUAAAAGCACCAACAGCAUCAACAAUGCGGCCGACAUCGCCGUGAUCGUCUGCUACUUUGUGUUUGUUCUUGGUGUCGGCCUGUGGGCCAUGUACAAAAGUAACCGGAGCACUGUGGGAGGAUUUUUCCUCGCUGGUCGCAGCAUGGUGUGGUGGCCUAUCGGUGCCUCCCUGUUUGCCAGCAAUAUUGGCAGCGGGCACUUCGUGGGCCUGGCUGGGUCAGGAGCCGCGGCCGGGAUUGCUCAAGGGGGCUUCGAAUGGAAUGCUCUGUUUAUUGUGGUGCUGCUGGGAUGGCUGUUUGUGCCAAUCUACAUCACGGCAGGGGUCGUCACGAUGCCAGAAUACUUAAAGAAGCGCUUUGGGGGAAGCAGGAUACAAUACUACUUGUCUGGCCUGUCUCUCAUUCUCUAUGUACUCACCAAAAUAUCGGCUGACAUGUUUUCCGGAGGAAUAUUUAUCCGUCAAGCGAUCGGCUUGAAUAUCUACUUGGCUGUCAUCUGCCUCCUUAUAAUAACCGGCCUCUACACUGUGACUGGUGGCCUCACCGCGGUGAUUUACACCGACACCGUGCAGACUGUCAUCAUGUUGGUGGGCUCCAUGAUCCUCAUGGUCUUCGCGUUCAACGCUGUGGGGGGCUACGAUGCAAUGUACGAUAAAUACAUGCUGGCCAUCCCGACGCCGCCACCGCCGGAGAUGAACAUCAGCGAGGAGUGCUACACACCUCGUCCGGAUUCUCUGAACCUACUGAGGGACCCCAUCACGGGCGAUCUGCCAUGGCCCGGCCUCCUAUUUGGCCUAACCAUCAUCGCGACUUGGUACUGGUGCACCGAUCAGGUGAUUGUACAGCGCUGCCUCUCUGCCAAGGACAUGUCCCACGUUAAGGGUGGCUGCAUCAUGUGUGGUUACCUCAAGCUGAUGCCCAUGUACCUCAUGGUGAUGCCGGGCAUGAUCAGCCGCAUUUUGUACACAGAUGUUGUGGCAUGUGUGGAGCCUGAGAAAUGUAAGGAGUACUGCGACACGGACGUGGGCUGUACCAACAUUGCCUACCCACUCCUUGUCAUCAACCUCAUGCCAAACGGCUUACGAGGCUUGAUGCUGUCCGUAAUGUUGGCCUCCCUCAUGAGCUCCCUCACCUCCAUCUUCAACAGCGCCAGCACACUUUUCACCCUGGACAUCUACAACAAAAUCCGCACAAGUGCCACCGAGCGUGAACUCAUGCUUGCUGGCAGGGUGUUCAUUCUGGUGCUCAUUGGGAUCAGCAUCGCCUGGAUUCCCAUCAUUGAGGGUGCUCAGAGUGGACAACUCUUUGACUACAUUCAGUCCAUCACCAGCUACCUGGGGCCCCCCAUCGCAGCCGUCUUCCUGCUUGCCAUCUUUGUCAAGCGUGUCAAUGAGGAGGGAGCCUUCUGGGGCCUCAUUCUGGGCUUUCUAAUUGGCAUGUCCCGCUUGAUUACUGAGUUUGCUUAUGGCACAGGAUCUUGCAAAAAUAAAACCAACUGCCCCACUAUCAUCUGUGGCGUGCAUUACCUCUACUUUGCAAUUAUCCUCUUUACCAUCACCUGCGUUCUCGUUGUGGUCAUCUCACUUUUCACAAAACCCAUUGACGAUAAACACCUUCAUAGGUUGGUGUGGAGUCUCCGCCACAGCAAGGAGAAGCGUGAAGAUUUGGAUGCAGAAGAAAAGGAAAUAAAUGCACAGAAGAUGAAGGAGAAACUGGAGGCGAAGAAAGCAAAGGAAAUUGAAGAAAACAAAACACCACCAGGAGGUUGUGUUGGCUGCCUGAGAAAGGCGGGCAUGUGGUUCUGUGGCUUAAGCUCUGGCCCCCAGGAAGAGUUCACCAAGGAGCAAAUGGAGGCCCAAGAAAAACUGCUCACAGAUAUCUCUGAAAAACCUCUAUGGAGAAACUUUAACAAUGUCAAUGCAAUCAUAAUCAUGACAGUUGCUGUGUUCUUCUGGGGGUUCUAUGCAUAAUUAUUUCAUGAACGAGUUUCGAAUUGCAGUGAUUGCAAAACAAUCACAUGUGGAUAAAAACAAGAGUGAAACAUGAUUUCUGCAGUAUGCAUUUUGUUCACUUGACUUCUUUUUAAAAUUUGUUUUCUAAUUGUGCUAUCGGUGUCAUGGCAUGAGAUGAAAAAUCCAUAAGAAACUCUCAAGAGAGCAGUGCAUAUGUUAAAGAACAGCCUAAGGAAGUACAUAGGACAAAACUACCUCCGAGAUUACUUCAAAUAACCUUUUUUCAUCCACAUUAGGGGGGGGGGGGGAAAUAUUCCUAGACAAGUCCUCCGUGUGGCAGUCGAUCUGAUAUUUUUAAUAACCAGAACUGCCAUUUAUUUAAAUUACGUAACAACAUUUUUUUUACGUGACUGGAUUUUUGUGCAGUCAUUGCUGACCAGAGACCAUCCACUAAGGCAUACUUGAGAACCUGGUAUUAUGAUGAAUCAAACUCAGGAUUGCAGUGAUGCCAGUGCAGUGCUCGCGCCACCUCUUGCGUUGUGCAAUUGAUUUAAAAUGUGCAGCUUGUUCCUGAGUCUGCAUCAUAUGAAAUAACUGUCAAUGCAUGUUAGUACAUGUGUGAAAAAUUGUGAAAAACAUAAAUACAAUCUCUAAAGGAGCACAAUAAUAUUAAGAUUGGUAGAAACAAAAUGGAUGUUUUCUACUAUUUAUGUAUAUUUACAAUAAUUGAUCAGUGAUAGCCUGUAUUUCCCCCUUUCAAUGAAACAGAUUGUCUAUCCAAAUUAUUUUACAAUUCAUUUGAAAUAACGAAUUUAAGAUUUUCAAACAUUUUGUAGAUAUAUGACAUCAGAUGCAUCAUGUUUCAACUGCACUGGAUAUGUAUAGGUAAUGUAAUUGUACUUGAAUAUGGUAUAGUAAACUUGUGCCCGCCAUAGAAAUGUGUAAUUUGUACCACUGUUUCAGGGCUGUAAACGGGAGAUGAGCACAACAUCAGCGCCCAUUUGAGCAGGAUAUAAAAACACCAAAAUAUAGAAUCUGAAGACAUGUAUAGACAAUAUUAGAUUGUAACUUGUGUAUUGUACAUUCCAAUCGAUAAGAAAAGUCAUGGAUUUUUUUUUGUUUAACACGUAGACUUUCGCGACCAAUGUUAUUCAUAAUCAACGUUUUUGGGUUUAGAUCGCGUUAUUAUUUUUAUGCAAUUCUGACCAUAAGUCACGCUGGUGAAGACAAGAAGCAUGGGGGCAUAAAAAUCAGGCUCGAUACCACAAUAAAUUGUACUCUACUGUCCUCUACUGCCCAGCAUAUAGCCCCGCAGCCAGUAACAACCUGGUGAACAUGCUGAUGACCCAUCCCUAUCGCUAUCCAGGCCCAUUCACCUGCUUAGCUUCCAAGAUCUGACAAAAUUGGGUACGUUCUGAGUGAUUUGGUCAUGAGAAAUCUAUCUUAAUUGUACGCCUUUAUAAUAUAAUUCUUAAUUAUCUUUCCACAUUAUAGCCUUGUUAAAAAAAGUAAUUGAAUUAGCUGCCAAUUUUCUAUGUUCAAAAUCCCGCACUAUAUUACACAUUAGGUACUGUUUGCAUUAUGCAUAUAUUUUAAUUAUUUUUAAUUGAAAAAAUAGAUCUGGUAAUGCAAUACUGUUUUUAUUGGGAAAUGUUACCAUAAUAAAUGUACUUUAAUUAGUUU